Mytilus californianus (California mussel) is the source of this 1002-nucleotide messenger RNA. RefSeq lists its product as uncharacterized. The record is from RefSeq and is a predicted model, not a curated record. NCBI's taxonomy places the organism in Eukaryota, Metazoa, Mollusca, Bivalvia, Mytilida, Mytilidae. The transcript has 7 exons. Bases 50 to 856 code for a protein of 268 amino acids.
AGGAACAUUUCUUAACGGUCAGAAUAAGAAUAAAUCAAAUCUACUGAAAAUGAUAAAGAACCAUACUGAUCUUUUCCCCAAACUUCUGUGUGCCAAGGUGAAAUUUGGCGGUGUACGGAGGGAGUUGGAUUUAUGUGAGGAAGGUAUACUAACUCUCGGAAAUAGUGAAGACCCUGGAUUAAACGUGAACAAAGCAGUAGAAGAAAGAUUUCUCGCCAAAAAAUUAAAAACAUUGAAAUCAAAAGACAGCAAAGAAUUGAAGAAUAUGGAGAAAGUUGUGUCGGAGUUUGAAGAGUUAGGCGGUGAAAUAUCGAAGCUCGCUAACAUUAUACAAGAACAGAUUCUAAGAAGAACGAAAGAUCAAAUUAACAGUAUUUAUAACAACUUCAAAACUCUACUGUAUACCUGCAAAUUUGACAACAGGUACGAGAUCGUAGACAAUACGCUCAAGUCAUAUUGGAAAGGAGAUAUAUCAGAUAAAAUCUACAAAUAUUACAGCGACAUGUAUGAAUUUCCUGUCAUAAAAUCCAUGACGACUUUUACAAAGUUGGGAUACCUGAUUCAUCUUCAACCACCAACCAUAUUAUAUUGUAAACUCAGAAGUGACGACAAAAUUGAAAUUAUAUUCCAGAACUCUAGCUAUGGACGGCUUUUCCCUUCAUCAAACUGUAAACACCAAUUAAGUUACAAGUUACAGGAAAAAGGAUUUAUUAAAGAGAAGCAAGAUGUCAGUGUAAAAUGUAAGCUAUGGCUUUUAGCCAGGACAGUUGGCUUUGGAUGGUACAGGAAAUAUUUUAUAGGAAAGAAAAGAUGGGGAAUAUUUAGCAGCCUAGAAUCAUUAGAUUUAAUUUCUUAGUGUUUUGGGGAAUAAAGUUAAUGUACAACUAGCGUUUUUUUUUUUUUUUUUUGAAAACCGUGUACCCAUAAUACAUUCCCAUGAGCUUGAAAAUAUCAUCAAAUAAUGUAUUAACCUGUACAGAAUGAUAUGCAUACUGAUAUUAA